CAAUGCAGAUUAUGGGCGAAAGAGGGAGACAGCCAUAGAACAGCUCAUGUUCUGUUUUGUUAUUUCAUAAUAUUCCCGAGCAAGAGAAGAGUGGCGGAGGAUCUACCUGGCACAAUAUGCAAAGCAAUCAGAGCACGCGACUGCUGUCCCUGGCCAGGCACCUGCUGAGGCGGACAGCGGCACAAGCGUCGCAGCAAACGGCAGGAGUAACAGGAGCGGCAGCAACAGGGCCAGGCGCAUCGGGCACUUCCGCCUCUGGGACGGAGCAGACCACGCACUUUGGCUUCCAGACGGUAAAGGAGAGCGAAAAGGAACAGAAAGUCCACGAGGUGUUCGAGCAGGUGGCCAACUCUUACGACUUGAUGAACGACGCCAUGUCCAUGGGCAUACAUCGCGUGUGGAAGGACAUGUUUGUGGAGCGACUGGGGCCGACGCAUGGCAUGCGAUUGCUGGACAUGGCCGGCGGCACUGGCGACAUCACAUUUCGCUAUCUGAAGUAUCUGGCCAAUCAGGCGAAUCCCCAGCAGCGCCCCAGCCAUGUGACCGUCUCGGACAUCAACCAGCACAUGCUCGAUGUGGGCAGGGAGCGGGCCCGUCGCCUCGGCCUCACCGAGGAGCGCUUGCCCAACUCAACGAUCGCCUGGCAGUGCGCCGAUGCCGAGUGCCUGCCCUUUGAGGACGCUUGCUUCAAUGCCUACACGAUUGCCUUUGGCAUACGGAACUGCACGCAUGUGGAUAAGGUUCUGAGCGAGGCCUAUCGGGUGCUGCAGCCGGGCGGACGGUUCAUGUGCCUGGAGUUCAGCCAUCUGACGAACGAGUCGAUGCAGUGGCUGUACGACCAGUACUCGUUCCAGGUGAUACCGCCCAUGGGCCAGCUGCUGGCCGGACAGUGGCAGGCCUACCAGUAUCUGGUGGAGAGCAUUCGUCGCUUCCCCAAGCAGGAGCACUUCAAGCAGAUGAUCGAGCAGGCCGGCUUCGAUCUGGUCUCCUACGAGAACCUAACCUUUGGCAUCGUCAGCAUACACUCUGGCUUCAAGCUGUGAUUACGUAUGGCUUGUAUGGCUGGCUGGAUAGAUGGAUGGAUGGAUGGGAAUAAGGAGUAGUUUUAGAAAACCCUUUGCUGGCAUUUGGCUGGCUGUUUCCAUGCCGAGCACGUAACCCCCGCGACGCCAUAAAGCAUCGCAUUGAACGGCUUGGAUUUUUAUUUUUCUACCGUGGCUGCCCCGUGUGCGCUCACAUUAAAGUUUUUAUGUGGCUCUUUGUCAAAUGUUA
This is a messenger RNA of Drosophila obscura, 1272 nucleotides long. RefSeq names its product 2-methoxy-6-polyprenyl-1,4-benzoquinol methylase, mitochondrial (gene Coq5). Bases 117 to 1043 code for a protein of 308 amino acids. The record is from RefSeq and is a predicted model, not a curated record. Lineage: Eukaryota; Metazoa; Arthropoda; Insecta; Diptera; Drosophilidae. Gene Ontology annotation, biological process: ubiquinone biosynthetic process. Gene Ontology annotation, molecular function: methyltransferase activity. The transcript has 3 exons.